AUGGCAACACGCUGCUAUGAUGUUGAAUAUGAAGAUCAGCAUCCAAAAUGGCUUGUUCUGAAUGAUUAUGAUAAAGUGCACAAGUUGAUGCUACUUGCUAAGGACGAAUUCAAAAUUCCUUACGAAUUUGUCCUUUCAUACGAUGGUGCCGAUCUUCGGCCGAAAGAUUCAUUGAGAGAUUUGACUUUUAACAAGCCCAACUGUCGAAUCCGUGUACGGCGCAAAUCAAGGCAACAAUUGGAGUCUGAAACUCUUUCACAGCAACCAUUAGGACGCAUCAGAAAUGCACCGCCAAAUGGGCGGGCUUCUCGUGAAUCAUUAGCAAAGGUUCAGUCUAGUAUUGUCGGAAACUGCGAUAAUUACAUCACAACUCCACGGAUUCCUGAAAUAUAUCAAAGCAAUCGAGCGCAAAAUGGAUUAGUGUCACCCCGUAUUUCGCACACAAAUCUCCGUCGAUCUUCAUUUGAUAUGCUACCUUUUGAUGAAAGGCAUAAACAUGCUGCUCGUGAAACAAAUAUAAAUCCAACGAAAGAAAUAGGUCCGGUACCAAGCAGAUCCGACAACAGAUUGAACGAUUGGGGACAAGCGUUGGAAGCUCAGUUCUUUUUGCAUCUACGUAAAUAUAUUUUUCCUCCCGCGGUUCUUGCUCUUAAGCAUGCAAUAACGGAAGGCUGUCUAUUUUGGUUUGAGAAGCCUUUGAUCGUUGACUCACUUAUCCAAUUACUCAAAGAUCUAUGCCCUACCAAUGUUCCAGGCCACGAAUUGUGUGACUGUAUCCCUCUUUUCCUCGGUUGGCUUCUUAGUCAGUGUGAUGUAAAAGCGCCGAAUACUGACUUACAUAAGACUGUCAAUUUAAUUAACCUACAAAACAACACGCAACAAUUAUUGCAAGAUCCUGCAACUCAAAUGUCUUAUAUAACUGAAUCCUAUGAGCUGAAAGAAAGCACAGAAAUUCGCGGUAAUGUUAAACGCCAUGUGGACAUUCGAUCACUAACACAACACUUGCUGAAUAGGCAACACUAUCGUGAUAUUUCAUACUGCAAACGCACAGACUACUUGAUAUAUGAUUCAACAAACAGCAAUGAGGUUGUAAAGAAAUCGAAAAUAGGCCGUUUAAACAAUGAAGAAAUCACUAAACAAUACAAGUUAAUGGCUAAAGACUACCCCUCUUUGACAUUUAUCACACGAGGUGCCUUACGGGCUGAUAUAACUGAUCAACUUAUUUUUCUACUCGAUCGAACCGUAGCGCUAGUAUUUAAGAAGAAAACAGAUAGACGAAUCACUACAACAAAUCGUACUGAUAGUACAACUCGUGUCGAGUCAUUUGAAAUCUUCAAUCCUUUACAAACUACAGUUGGGAGAACACCCACAAUUACUGCUGACCAAGUGUAUGACAUUGGUGCUAUUAAAGAUAAAUCACAAGCUCUGCCUAUCUAUUUUACUUUGAAUAUGCGUGAUGAGCAAGUGAAUAAUUCGUUAUCAGUUGUGUACAAAAAUGAAAUGGCAAAGCAAAUCACUGUUGUACUACUCGAUAGAAGUCGAUCGAUGUUUGAAAAAUUUGCCUCUAGCGAUUUGCACGACAAAAGAACAAUAAUAGAUAUGAGUAUUAUCAUGCUAGGCAAAUUGAGUAACAAUAUGAUUUCUUUAGAUCACACUCAUGCCUUGGGGCUAAUUCAUUUUGGCACUUCCGUAGAAACUCUUUGUCCAAUCACCCGCGAUCGAGAUCAGUUCGAAAAAUCGUUGACAGCAGCGCCGGUGAAGCAAGAAUGGACCUGUAUGUAUGAUGCAAUUAACAGUGCUAUUUCAAUGAUCAUUAGUUACGAAAGAAAUUCACAAAUGCACGCAGAACACAAUUGUAAAAAACUUAUCAUUUGCAUUUCAGGUGGUAUUGAUAACCACUCAGCUAGUACUUUUGAUAAUAUGCAACGUCGUAUUACACACCAUAGCAUUACAAUGGAUUUCAUCUCUUUCUUAAGAGAUGAGCUUCUUCAAAACACGGAAAGAAGCACUGUAAAUCUAAUCAGAAGAUUAUGCCACGAAACACAUGGAUUUAUCUAUCAAACUUUGCCACUUACGAACAUCCAACUCGGGGCUACCUUCGAGCAGGAAGCCGCAGUUUGGCUUAUUGAGAGAGAUACAAAAGUAUUUGGUGCGGUAUCGAAGCCCGCUCGUCAGAAACCUAUCCAACUAGAGUACAAAGCUGUCAGCAAAGUCCCAAAUCGUGUACCUAUAUUAACGGGAGGUGCACCGCACUACCACCGAGUAGUUAGCGAAGCCAAUGAUGUUUUUAACAAGCACUUAGAUUUUAUCCACUUAUUUGUAUGCCGAGAAGACAUAUUCUUCUGGAAAGUAAUAAUGAAAGGGCCAUUCGGUACUCCUUAUGAGAGUGGACUUUGGCUACUGUACGUUAAUUUUGGUGAGGAAUAUCCUCGACGAGCGCCAAAUGUUCGUUUCAUGACUGAAACAUACCAUGCCAACAUAAACAGUGAUGGGAAAAUAUGCCAUCAGAUAUUUGAUCGAGGUUGGGCGAACGGGACCACCAUGGUCGAUGUGUUUACGAGCGUUUUUGAUCUACUGAAAGAACCGAAUUUUGAUGAUGCCCUGUCCACUGAGAAGACGCAGUUGAAAAGAGAUCAACCCGAUGAAUAUCAUCGACAAGCAAUUGAUUGUACGCGUAGAUGUGCACAUAAAAACCUGCACGAAUUGAAAUUGCAGUUUCAACUGGAAGAUUAA
Molecule: messenger RNA, 2733 nt
Organism: Rotaria socialis
Lineage: Eukaryota; Metazoa; Rotifera; Eurotatoria; Philodinida; Philodinidae
Source: the annotation of a GenBank genome assembly